CAGAGCGGAGCGAAACGAGUCCGGCAGCGGGCGGGUAUAAAAGGCGGCCGCCGCGGAAGCUUUGCCUUUUCAGUUGAGGACAGCGCUGGUCAUCGGAACAUGUCAGGCGGCUCCGCGGAUUAUAGCAGAGACCAUGGCGGCCCCGAGGGAAUGGAGCCCGAUGGUGUCAUUGAGAGCAAUUGGAAUGAGAUUGUCGACAAUUUUGAUGAUAUGAAUUUAAAGGAAUCCCUUCUAAGGGGCAUUUAUGCUUAUGGUUUUGAAAAGCCUUCAGCUAUUCAGCAGAGAGCUAUUAUUCCAUGCAUCAAAGGGUAUGAUGUGAUUGCUCAAGCUCAGUCAGGUACUGGCAAGACAGCCACAUUUGCUAUUUCCAUCCUGCAGCAGUUGGAGAUUGAUCUCAAGGAGACCCAAGCACUAGUAUUGGCCCCUACCAGAGAACUGGCUCAACAGAUUCAAAAGGUAAUUCUGGCCCUUGGAGAUUACAUGGGAGCAACGUGCCAUGCGUGCAUUGGUGGCACAAAUGUUCGCAAUGAAAUGCAGAAACUUCAGGCUGAAGCUCCACACAUUGUGGUUGGAACUCCAGGCCGUGUGUUUGAUAUGUUGAACAGACGCUACCUUUCACCCAAAUGGAUCAAAAUGUUUGUUCUGGAUGAAGCUGAUGAAAUGUUGAGCCGAGGAUUUAAGGAUCAAAUCUAUGAGAUCUUCCAGAAACUAAGCACUAACAUUCAGGUUGUGCUGCUGUCAGCUACGAUGCCAAUGGAUGUGUUGGAAGUGACCAAAAAGUUCAUGAGAGAACCCAUACGUAUUCUAGUGAAGAAGGAAGAACUGACUCUGGAGGGUAUCAAGCAAUUCUACAUUAACGUUGAAAGAGAGGAGUGGAAGCUGGAUACUCUCUGCGAUUUGUAUGAGACACUGACCAUUACUCAGGCCGUUAUCUUUCUGAAUACAAGAAGAAAAGUGGACUGGCUUACAGAAAAAAUGCAUGCCAGGGACUUCACAGUCUCAGCUCUGCAUGGUGACAUGGACCAGAAGGAGCGGGAUGUUAUCAUGAGAGAGUUCAGAUCAGGAUCAAGCCGUGUCUUGAUCACUACUGACUUGCUGGCUCGUGGCAUUGAUGUGCAGCAAGUUUCUUUGGUUAUAAAUUAUGACCUGCCGACCAAUCGUGAAAAUUACAUUCACAGGAUUGGCCGAGGAGGUCGCUUUGGCAGGAAGGGUGUGGCUAUAAACUUUGUCACUGAAGAGGACAAGAGGAUUCUGCGUGAUAUUGAGACAUUCUACAAUACUACAGUGGAGGAGAUGCCAAUGAAUGUGGCUGAUCUCAUUUAAUCCCUGGAGAGGAGAUGGUUUGAAUGCAGUGCUCGCUGUUGCUGAAUAGGCGAUUCACUUGCAUUGUGCUUCUUUCUUUGGGGAUAUAUUGAAUCUUGUCUCAAUGCUCAUAACGGAUCAGAAAUACAGAUUUUUGAUAAGCGAAGCGACUUUUUGUCGUGAGCUCUUGUGGGGAAAGCCAUUGGCUUUAUCCACUUUAGGGUUAGACUGUUGGGGUUGGGUGGAAAGUCAUGGGGUCUGUAAAUUUUUUCUUUAUUAGAAAUUUAUUUCCUAGUUCCAUAGAAGUGGUUGUAUUAGAUGUUCUUUAUCAUUUAAUAAUUUACUUAUGGACUAAAAGAUAUAAGUGCUGUAUAAAAUCAGCCAAUUAUGUUAAACUAGCCUACCUUCCUUUAUUGUAUGUACUUACCCUUCAGAUUGAAUUGGAAAGGCCUUUCAAAAUCUCAAAACUUUUAUAAGAGCAUUAAAAUGCAUUUUUGUUUGAUAUGUAUUUAUUCAAUAAAGUAUUUAAUUAGUGGUAAGUGUGAUCUGGACCCUGUUGCUAAGCCCCAGCAAGCAAGCAAUCAUACUAUUGUCUUAGUUAGGGUUAAACCCAGUAAAAUUUGCCAUAUUGCACAUGUCUUAAUGAAGUUUGAAUGUUCAAUAAAAUACUUCUAUAUUCA
This is a messenger RNA of Tympanuchus pallidicinctus (lesser prairie-chicken), 1982 nucleotides long. RefSeq names its product eukaryotic translation initiation factor 4A2 (gene EIF4A2). Gene Ontology annotation, molecular function: translation initiation factor activity; ATP binding; RNA helicase activity. Gene Ontology annotation, cellular component: cytoplasmic stress granule. Gene Ontology annotation, biological process: cytoplasmic translational initiation. The transcript has 11 exons. The record is from RefSeq and is a predicted model, not a curated record. The coding region runs from base 100 to 1323 and encodes 407 amino acids. Lineage: Eukaryota; Metazoa; Chordata; Aves; Galliformes; Phasianidae.